ACCAGAUUUGAGCUUAAUCGGUCUUCGAACUGAAUUUAUUUAGUCAGUAACCGAAAAGGCCGCGUGUGCAUUAGAUCUGUAAAAAAAAUCAUACAGUACGCAAUAUCGCGAGACAAAUUUUUGUAAGCUGAAACGUUGAAAUUCGCAUAAUGUUAAUAAAAUACUUGUGUUACAAUUCGCUUGUGAUUUUACUGUUAUUAUUGCUAAAUUUGCCGACGCAUCCUUGUCGCCAACAACAUCCGCAAUUCUUUUUAUUACGCAGUAUUCCCGGUUUUCCGACCGCUCUCAUUCCUAAUGAUGAAUUGUAUGAGAAUACAUUGGAGAGUUUACAGUGGCUGGUGCCAAUGGACAUUCGACAAUUUAACAUUUUCUCACCGCAAUCUUCGUAUCAGAUUAACUUGCGAUAUCGCAACAGUAGCUCAGUAAAGCGCUACCCCGGUUAUCAGUUGUGGAAGAUACAUGAAAACAAUAUCGAAAAUAAAGUUCUCCGAACGUUUUGGAGACUUUUCGCCACGGAGGUAUGGAAUGUAAAUCAAGAUGGUAUCGAUGUAUUAAUUGACUACAAGAAUACGGCUAGAGCCAAAGACUUCAUAGCGAAAACAAAUUUUACCUACAACAUAAUGAUCGACGAUAUUGAAACGGCGAUUGAUGAGACUUAUACGGAAGUGAAUAACAGUAAUGCAAAUAUGCCGUGGUUAGAUAGAGACAGUACAAUAUUAAAUUGGAAUCGCUAUCACGAUAUUGGUGACAUACAACAGUUUUUGCAGCACAUUUUGGAAACUUAUCCGGAUUUGGCGGAGAUAGUGCAAAUCGGUGUGACGCAUCACAAACGAUCGUUGGAAGUGCUGCGCAUCUCUAACGGCAACCCCAAGAACUGGGCUGUCUUCAUUGACGCCGGAACGCAGGCACGCGAUUGGCUGAGCCCCGCCGCGCUUACACUCGCCAUUUCGAAGCUAACCUGGUUGUGGGAUAAGGAGUCGUCUUUUAUGCGUAGCAUCGAUUGGUAUUUCUUGCCAGUGGCGAACCCGGAUGGUUAUCAGUACUCGCGCAUCACCGAUCGUCUCUGGACGAAGAACCGUUAUUUCGAUAGUCAAACCGGUUGUUAUGGCGUCAAUUUGAAUCGCAACUACGACUAUCAGUGGGGUGGUGCGGGGUCAUCUGAAAAUCCCUGCAAGAAUCUGUUCAGAGGUCCCAAAAAAUUCUCCGAACCGGAAACGAAGGCCAUACGAACCUUCAUGCAUAAUAUGCGAGAAUUUCUAGGCGCAUAUGUUUCGUUCGGCGCCUAUGGCCAGGCCAUCGCUUAUCCAUGGGGUGAUGCGGACUUCGUGACGGACAACCAGCGCAAACUGCACAAUGUAGCGCGACGUGCAAUGUUGAAUUUCCGCAAAUUGAAUCAAGCCGAAUAUCGUGUAGGCACUAGCUAUCGGCUGAAAUUGGCACGCGCUGGCAACUCGGUCGACUGGGUGCAGCAGCGCAUUAAUCCCCAAUACGUUUACAAUGUAUUUCUGAAGGACCAAGGGCGCUAUGGGUACUUGAUGCCACCGCAUUACAUUGUCGAAUCGGGCGAGGAGGCAUACGAAUUUAUGAGGACAAUAGCGGCGGCGCUGAAUUAAAGUCGAGCCAAAGAGUGAAUGCCACAAAUCCAUGUGGUUGUAAAGGAAUGGAAAAAGAGAAAAACGGAGCCAGAAAAAAAAAACGAGAAAUGUAUAGCACCAUUUGAAAAUUUUAAACUCUCACAAAAACAAAAAAGUAUUUAAACAAAGUUUAGCAGACGCUUUUAACUUUUUUUCAGGCGAAGUUAGGUUUAAGCAAACACGUAUUUCGUAAACAUUUAUUAUUUAAGCUUAUUUAUUUAUAAAUUUUAGUGUAUGGAAAAUAUGAAC
This is a messenger RNA of Bactrocera oleae (olive fruit fly), 1883 nucleotides long. RefSeq names its product carboxypeptidase B. Lineage: Eukaryota; Metazoa; Arthropoda; Insecta; Diptera; Tephritidae. The record is from RefSeq and is a predicted model, not a curated record. Gene Ontology annotation, molecular function: zinc ion binding; metallocarboxypeptidase activity. Gene Ontology annotation, biological process: proteolysis.